Elgaria multicarinata webbii is the source of this 5251-nucleotide messenger RNA. RefSeq names its product SH3 and PX domains 2A (gene SH3PXD2A). Gene Ontology annotation, molecular function: superoxide-generating NADPH oxidase activator activity; protein binding; phosphatidylinositol binding. The transcript is spliced from 15 exons. Lineage: Eukaryota; Metazoa; Chordata; Lepidosauria; Squamata; Anguidae. Gene Ontology annotation, cellular component: cytoplasm. Gene Ontology annotation, biological process: superoxide anion generation. The record is from RefSeq and is a predicted model, not a curated record. Bases 136 to 3447 code for a protein of 1103 amino acids.
CUAGGAAAAUCAACUUCCUAGGAAAUCCUCCUCCUUGAGUGCUAAGGGACCAUCCUGAAAGAAUAAGCACACUCAUCAUAAUACAAGGAUACAUCUGGACUCUGUUUGCAUUUCCUGGUUUUCCUGGGGCCGAAGAUGCUGUCCUACAGCGUGCUGGAUGCUAAUGUGGUGGACGUGGAAAAAAGACGAAGCCCUUCCAAGCAUUAUGUAUAUAUCAUAAAAGUAACAUGGUCAGAUUCAACCUGCCAGAUGAUCUACCGCAGAUACAGCAAGUUCUUCGACCUCCAGAUGCAGCUUCUGGAUAAAUUCCCUAUUGAAGGAGGCCAGAAGGAUCCAAAGCAGAGAAUCAUCCCCUUUCUUCCAGGUAAAAUCCUAUUCCGAAGAAGUCACAUUCGCGACGUAGCUGUGAGGAGACUAAAGCCCAUUGAUGAGUACUGCAGGGCACUGGUGAAGCUUCCCCCUCACAUUUCACAGUGUGAUGAAGUCUUUCGAUUCUUUGAGGCCAGACCAGAGGACCUCAAUCCUCCUAAAGAGGAUUAUGGAUCCUCCAAAAGGAAAUCAGUUUGGAUGUCCAGCUUAUCUGAUUCUCCAAAGAAGGCUAUUGCAGGUGCUGACGCUAGUUCUGAACCUAUGAUCCUGGAGCAGUGUGUGGUAGUGUCUAACUAUGAGAAACAGGAAAACUCGGAGAUCUGCCUGCAGUGCGGAGAGGUGGUGGAUGUAAUAGAGAAGAAUGAAAGUGGUUGGUGGUUUGUAAGCACAUCAGAAGAGCAAGGCUGGGUCCCUGCCACAUACCUGGAAUCCCAAAGUGGAAUUAGAGAUGAUUCUGAAAUUAACAUGUCCAAAGGAGGGGAAGUUUCUAAGAGACGCAAGGCUCACCUGAGGCGCCUGGACCGGCGAUGGACACUGGGAGGGAUGGUCAACAGGCAGCAGAGUCGAGAGGAGAAAUAUGUCACAAUCCAGUCAUACACCAGCCAGGGGAAAGACGAAAUCGGGUUCGACAAGGGAGUCACUGUGGAGGUCGUUCAAAAGAACCUGGAAGGAUGGUGGUACAUAAGGUAUUUAGGCAAAGAAGGCUGGGCCCCAGCAUCAUAUCUGAAGAAAGCAAAAGAUGACCUGUCAUCUAGGAAAAAGAACUUAACAGGGCCAGUGGAAAUUAUAGGAAAUAUCAUGGAGAUCAGUAACCUGUUGAACAAGAAGUCUUCUAGUGACAAGGAAACCCAGUCAGAAAUUGAAACGACAGAAUCGCACAUCACCAAGAAGGAAAUAAGUUUGCCUAUCUUGUGCAAUGACUCCAAUGGCAAUUUCAUGACGACUCAAGACAAGCAGGUUUCAAAACUGGCACAGGGAUCUCCAGCCAUAGCCCGGAUUGCACCACAAAGAGCUCAAAUAAGUUCUCCAAAUCUAAGAACCAGGCCUCCCCCAAGAAGAGAAUCCAGUUUGGGCUUUCAGUUACCUAAGCCUCCCGAGCCUCCAUCAGUGGAAGUUGAAUACUAUACUAUUGCAGAAUUCCAGUCUUGUAUCUCCGAUGGAAUAAGCUUUCAUGGGGGUCAAAAGGCAGAGGUCAUUGACAAGAACUCUGGUGGAUGGUGGUAUGUGCAGAUCGGCGAAAAAGAAGGCUGGGCUCCGGCAUCAUACAUUGAUAAAAGGAAGAAACCUAAUUUAAACAGGCGAACCAGUACUUUGACCAGACCCAAAGUUCCUCCCCCUGCACCUCCCAAUAAACCAAAAGACUCUGAAGAAGCAACAGCUGCUGGAACCAUAGCUUCAGGAGAUGCCCAAGACUCCCCACACAAGCAAAAAUAUGAAGAGCCAGAGUAUGAUGUACCUGCCUUCGGUGCUGACUCAGAAUCUGAGCUGAGCCAGGGAGAAGAUGGCAGCUUGGAAAGAGGCCUCUUCUAUCUGCCCAAGCCUUCCCCUGUGUCAUCCCUCCAAAGGGCAAAAUUCCGAGUUGGAGAGUCUUCUGAAGAUGUGUCUCAUGAAGAGGAGACGAUCUAUGAAAAUGAAGGCUUCAGACCAUACAUAGAAGAUGCUCUGUCAAGCAAAGAAUCCAGUGGAGACUCUGAUUCUCAAAGAAGUUCUUCAUUGUCUUUGAUCCAAAGAAGUUCUCCAUGUUCUGUUUCUCCUAAGUCCUCCCUUCCGAAACCCAAAAAUGAAAAAAGCAUUCAGCCAAACCUUGGGAAGCCUCACUACUCCCGGAAUGAAGAGACAAAGCCAAGGUCAGCCUCAGAUGCUGGCUUAAGCAGUGUGCCCAAAAAAAGGGAUACUGGGGAGACUGUUUCUAGCAGAGCAAAACCAAUGGUGAGGCCAAAACCUUUCCUGAACAAAGCAGAUUCUCAAAUCCAAGAAAGGAUGGACAUCAGCACUUUACGUCACCAGCUGAGACCAACUGGUCAGCUCAGAGGUGGACUUAAAGGUUCAAGAAGUGAAGAGUCUGAAAGCCCACCUCAGACAGCUUCUGGAAACCCGGAAGAAUCCUUCAGAAGAAGCUCUGCAGAUCUUAUUACAUCUCCUUCCCAUGGCAUAUUCUACUCCAGCCAGCCAACCAAGGCAGAGAAUGAAAACAGCUCCUCAAAAUGUCUAUAUGUAACUACUGACUCUUACCAGAAAGUUCAAGAUUCUGAGAUCAGCUUCCCAGCAGGAAUAGUAGUAGAAGUGCUGGAAAAGCAAACAAGUGGAUGGUGGUAUUUAAAAUAUGGAGACACAGAAGGGUGGGCUCCUUCACACUAUUUGGUGCCCUCAGAUAACCAGCAACGAGAAACCACUUCCAAUGAGACCAACAUCUCGCUGGCCAGGAACAGAAGAAAUGAAAACAAAUCCAAUAGCUUGGAGAAGAUUGAGAAGAAGGUCCAGGCACUGAACACCAUCAACCAGAGCAAGAGGACAACACCUCCUAUUCCCAACAAACCACCGGGUGGCUUCUCCAAAACAUCUGGGCCUGUCAAAUUGCGAAAUGGAGUUAGACAGCUAGCAGUGAGGCCACAGUCUGUCUUUGUCUCCCCUCCACCAAAAGAUAAUAACCUGCCUUGCUCCCUGCGUAGGAAUGAGUCUCUUACUGCCACAGACCAUCUAAGGGCAGUACGCCGCAAUUCUUCUUUCAGCACUGCCCAUUCCCAGAUUGGGGAUUCUAAGAUAAAACAUGCUGAUCGGCUGGGUUCUGAGGGGUCCGAGGGCACCACAUUCCUACCUAUUGAGCGCAAUGGAAUCCCAGUGUCCACAGUCCGGCCCAAGCCCAUUGAAAAAUCCCAGUUCAUCCACAAUAACCUUAAGGAUAUCUACAUCGCCAUUGCAGAUUAUGAGGGGGAUGAGGAAACUGCUGGAUUUCCGGAAGGUGUCUGUAUGGAGGUACUGGAGAAGAACCCAAAUGGCUGGUGGUACUGUCAGAUCAUGGAUGGAGGGAAACCUUUUAAAGGCUGGGUCCCCUCAAAUUAUUUGGAGAAAAAGAAUUAAGAGUUGCAAUGUCUUUAAAAUCCUUAAUUUAUACUUUUUCUACUGUGUACAUAUGGAAGGAGGGGGAAGAUACAAACAUGUAUUUCCUUUUGUUCCAUCAUAUAUCAAAAGGAUUGUUGAAUCCAGCUUUGUUAUAACCAGCAAGUCCGCCGUCUUUGAGGAGGUGUUUGGGUAUAGUUGAAGGAAUUGGCUCAUUCAGAAAAUAUCAAGAAAAGGCAGCUGGAACUAAUGCCUUUCUCUUCUUCUUUUUGGUGAAACUUUCACAAAAUUGAGUGCAACAGGGUACAUCAUCCUGGUUGUAAUAACAGGAAACCAAAUGUGUGCCUUUCACAAUAUAGUUUGGAUCUUUGUGUCUACUUGGGAAUGAUUGGGAGUUUAGUGCCAAACUUGGACAUGUUAAAAAAAAAAAUCAGCUUGUUCAUUUCUUCCACAUGGAGUGUGUACGUGUAUUUCCAAGCUGUGGAUGGUUUCCCCAGCCCACCCCAAGACAUCUUUCAAGCAUGCAGAUCAAGUGUGGAAAUUUUGUCCAGUCCCCAGCUAUUACAUUCUGGUCUCCAGACCAUUCAAAGACUUGGGAGCCUUUUCCCAGUGCAUCGCUGGCAUUGAACUCCAAGCGCAUAUUGUUCAGUUUCCCUCAGUGGCAUCCAUCAUUGCUUUUCUCCUCUGAUCUCUGUGUGUCAGAUGUUUCAGAAAGGGGGUUAAGUGGGGUUUAUUUUACUAUUAUCAUUGGAAUUUGAAAUGCAGCCAAACAUUAGGUGAUCCCUAGGUGUUUGCAAACACACUAAAAAUGAUGCAUUGCCCACCCAUCUUGUGCACACUGAUUGGUCUCAAAUGUGAUGUUCUACCAUUACGAUCUUCUGAACAACUAAUUCCGAAACUACCUUGAGGACCUUUGUCACAUCUCGUGCUGUUUAGAGCCCCACAUCUGGAUUAUGAAGUAGCAAAGUUUCACCUCUACACAAGGAAUAUUGGUUGCCUCUAGCUAUGAAGGAAGCCACUAUUACAUGAUCCAUUUCCCUUUUUUCUGGAUCAUGGCCUGUUGGGGUCAGGCUGCCUGGCUAGCUGGCUAGCACUAUAAGCCUCUCCUGGAAGGAAGGGGCUUUUCCCAUGUGCUCUUAGCCAUCUCCUCCUCUCUGGUUCUACCUUUUGCUCAGGGCAGAGCUGCAGUCAAGUCUACUUGGCCAGCUUAUGUACAGCUCCUAACAUAGUGCAUGCUCUCUUCUGCCAUCCCGAAGCCCCACCACCACCACCACCACCAACUGUCGCAGCCAUAGCUCCAGCUGGAGAACCAGGCCAAUGCUCCUUGUGCCACAGUGGCAAUGCCUUCUUCAAAGCCAUGUGUGUGGGUCUUGUAUGUGAUUCCAGCACAUGACCCUUAUAUGAAAGUUAAGGCCAGUUCAAGACAACUAGAAUGUAAAUGGAUGAACUGGCCUGGAGGGCCAAUUAAACAAAUAGAAAUAGAAUUUAGUCCCAGAUAAUGGGCCUACUAUUUUGCAGGGGGUCCCCAUUCUUUUCCAUGAACGGAAGGAUUUCUGCAUGUACAGAGGGAUUAAAUGCUCAUUGUGCAUGCGCAUAGAAGAGAAUGGGAAGGUACUUGCCUAUAAGGGGUGUGAUGUGCACCUUAAAGCCAGUGUAUCCAUAACCAAUUGUUCAAGCCAGGUAUUCCUUCAUGCAUGGGAAUCUUUAUGUGCACAUGGAGUUUAUGCACGUAUCUUCUCUUUCCUGUGUACUUCAUGGAGAAAGCGGUGAUACCUCAUGUAUAUCCCCAUUGCACAUGGCCAGACCCUUCUCACAUAGAAAUGGG